GCGGCGGAGAUGGGCGAGACCAUGUCUAAGAAACUGAAGCUGCAUCUGGGAGGGGAGGCAGAAAUGGAGGAGCGGGCGUUCGCCAACCCCUUCCCGGACUACGAGGCCGCCGCCUCCGCGGUGCUUGCCCCCGGAGCGACCGAGGAGACGGGUUGUGCUCGCCACCAGCCCACUGCGGACGAGCUCGGUCUUCCCUUUCACAACGACGGAAAGAUCGUUCAUGAUUUCGCAAGGCGGAUCCAAACCAAAAUCAAAGACCUUCUGCAGCAGAUGGAAGAAGGGCUGAAGACUGCGGACCCUCAUGACUGUUCUGCCUACACUGGCUGGACAGGCAUAGCCCUUUUGUACCUGCAGUUAUACCGGGUCACAUGUGACCAGACCUACCUGCUCCGGUCUCUGGAUUAUGUAAAGAGGACCCUUCGGAAUCUGAAUGGCCGCAGGGUGACCUUCCUCUGUGGAGAUGCUGGGCCCCUUGCUGUAGGAGCUGUGAUAUAUCAUAAACUCAAAAGUAAUUUCGAGUCCCAGGAAUGUAUUACAAAACUUUUGCAGCUACAGAAGGCCGUCAUCUGCCCAGAGUCAGACCUCCCUGAUGAGCUGCUGUACGGGCGGGCAGGGUACCUGUACGCCUUGCUCUACCUGAACACGGAGAUCGGGCCAGGAACCGUGUGCGAGUCAGCUAUUAAAGAGGUAGUCGAUGCUAUCAUUGAAUCAGGUAAGACUUUAUCAAGAGAAGAGAGGAAGGCUGAGCGCUGCCCCCUGCUGUACCAGUGGCACAGGAAGCAGUAUGUUGGAGCAGCCCACGGCAUGGCUGGGAUCUACUACACGCUCCUGCAGCCAGCAGCAAAAGUGGACCACGAAACCUUGACAGAAAUGGUGAAACCUAGUAUUGAUUACGUGCGCCACAAGAAAUUCCGAUCUGGGAAUUUUCCAUCGUCAUUAAGCAAUGAAACUGACCGUCUGGUCCACUGGUGCCACGGUGCCCCAGGCGUCAUCCACAUGCUCAUGCAGGCCUAUAAGGUGUUUAAGGAGGAGAAAUACCUGAAAGAGGCCAUGGAGUGCAGCGAUGUGAUUUGGCAGCGUGGCUUGCUGCGCAAGGGCUACGGGGUCUGCCACGGCACCGCGGGCAACGGCUACUCCUUCCUGUCCCUUUAUCACCUUACACAGGACAAGAAGUACCUCUACCGAGCCUGCAAGUUCGCAGAGUGGUGUCUAGACUAUGGAGCACAUGGAUGCCGCAUUCCAGACAGACCCUAUUCCCUCUUUGAAGGCAUGGCUGGCGCUAUUCACUUCCUCUCUGACGUCCUGGAACCACAGGCAUCCCGGUUUCCAGCAUUCGAACUUGGCUGUUCCGAGAGGGAUUCUGAGGUGCGAAAAAACAACUAAAAACCCGUUGGACCAAAAGCCCAGUGGUCUGCCCAGUGUCUGACACAGGAACAGCUACAAACACUGGAGGAGAGAAAUAAAAGACCCCUCCACAGGCCCCUCUUAUUACAGAGACGGGAGUUAGAGCAUCGUCCCAUCAUCACUUUGUGACAGUAUCCCUCACCCCUGUAAAAGGCCACUUUGUGCAGUCCAGGUUCUCUGUGGUGUUUGCAUGUUUCUCUGUGUGUGCUGUCUUGAUGUCGCAGCUGCCAGGAGGGAGAGCCCUGUAUGAACGGGAGCCCUGAGCUGACCAGGCAUGGAUGUGUAACAGCAUGGCCACCUUCUUAGUAGUGUGUAAAGGGGAUGUCCCAUACUGGCCUGGUGAGGACACACUAUCAGUGUUUUCUGUGGGCGCCUUUCAGACGAACAUGAGGGAGAAACUUCCGAGGCUGAGGUGAGACAGCAGAUCCGAGGGUGUGUGGGGUGGGGUGGAGAGGCCACAGCUGUGUGCUUCCUUUUCUGGUUUUGUGUGAGGAAGGGGGGCAUUGCAGCUCCAUUGUGGUCCCCGUCCUCAGAGAGUUUCAGGUACUUUGUGUAAAGUGUGAAGGCUUGUUGCAGCCCCAGGCCACUCCUGCCUUGGGGAAUAGGCGCCAAGCGGGGUACUCAGGGAAGACUUAUGAUGACCACAUUUUGAGUAGCAGUGACUGAGCUGGCAGUUCUAGAGCCUUUACCCAGGUGUGUGUUAUUAAAACAGACUCCGCCUCAAUUUUAUCAGGUUUGUAAGUAUUGUAGGAACAGUGGGGACAGUCCUAUGUGCUCACUGUUCUUACAGUAACACUUUUGGUAAGUAUCCAAGUACAAUUUGGGAUAAAUACAUUUCAUAUUUUUUGGCCUACUUUUGGGUGAUAAAAUCAAAAUACUAGUCUGCAUUUUUAGAUAUGGGAAACAUAAUCUAAGCAAGAAAAUUAGGGUAUUAUUUAACAUUUUUUUUGUUUAAAAAACAUGGGCAGUAGUUGGCUUGGUUUCAGGGGUUCUGUCAUUAGGUGUCAAUCCUAGGAAGGCUCUGUUGUCGUGGGACAGUGCUCCAGGGCUUCCUGAGUGCUCCUCUUACCAGCUGAGGCAUGUGUCAUCAAGGACAACACAAGAUGCUCCAGUGGUCUCGGGCUUUGUCUCCAGGGCCUGCCUGAGCACGUCCCACCCCUAGUUCCCACUCCCUUCAUGAAGGAGAGAGAGGACAGCUAGGUGAAGGAGGACACGGCUCUGUGCACCUGUGCAGCUCAUGGGGUUUCUGACCGCCAUGCCUCCAUCUCUGCUCUGCACACGUGCUUGCUUUGAGGCAUGGUUAUUUUCGCCCACGUAGAUUGACAACUUCCAUGGGCAUAAAUCCUCAUGCUUGUACUUUAAUUGACUUCCUGGGCCUAUGAUGGGCUUCUUAGGGCAGCCCCAUGCCCUGUGAUGUGAAGGCAGGAUGUGCUGUCCCCAGUUGGCCAAGGGCAAUUAUGCAGACACCUGGUCUGAUGCCAGAUCUCAUCAGGCAGCACUGUGCCCUCCCCACCUCACCAGAAAUCACACACUACAGACUCACUGAUGAGGGUCUGCCUGUCUCAUUCUCAGGGGAGAUCAGCAGGGCUGCACAGGGCCACCUAGCUGCCCUGAGAUAGCACUUCUCAAGCAAGAAACAGUGGUGACCCUGGCCCGCUCUGGCCGUGUCUCCAGACCAGGAGUGGCCCAGGGGCACUUCAUUCCUGUGCAUCUCCAUCCAGUGCACUCUACGCUGUGCACACUGACUGCUUGCUAGUCUUCCUGGAAGGAAGGCUGAGGAGAAGAUGAAAUGCCUGCAGAAUAAAUGGAGGAGGCUUUAUUUAUAGGUUUUUUUAAAGUCAACUGGGCUGACACCUUCCUCCUUGCCUGCUGGGUCUGGUCAGAUGUGUGGCUCUGUAAUUCUGUACCCCAUGUCCACCUCCUCUCUCACAUCUGCCCCGUGGGCUGCUGCAUGGACACAGCUUCAACCCUCCAUCCUGAAGGUGAAGGAGAAAUGACCUGUCCUUGAGAGGAUAGGGCUCACAAAAGUCAGGUUAGUUAAUGAGUGUCUGAGAUCAGAUCUCAGAACACCUCAGUCAGUUCAUGGAUUUGUUUGUGUUUUGUGUCUACAAUUGUGUUUUGUGAAAUAUGUACAAAUUUUGAAAAUCUGCACAUGAACUAUGCCAUUUUAAAUUUAAAGGAAAAAAGUUGAUGUCCACAAAAAUUGUUUGGAGUUUUUUGGUUUUGUUAGUAAAAGACAGUUUUGUGAUGAUGA
Molecule: messenger RNA, 3658 nt
Organism: Nycticebus coucang (slow loris)
Lineage: Eukaryota; Metazoa; Chordata; Mammalia; Primates; Lorisidae
Gene: LANCL2
Product: LanC like glutathione S-transferase 2
Exons: 9
Coding region: 10-1383 (457 amino acids)
Biological process (GO): carbohydrate metabolic process; peptide modification
Cellular component (GO): plasma membrane
Source: RefSeq, a predicted model, not a curated record